This is a messenger RNA of Adineta ricciae, 225 nucleotides long. The record is from the annotation of a GenBank genome assembly. Lineage: Eukaryota; Metazoa; Rotifera; Eurotatoria; Adinetida; Adinetidae.
AUGUCUGCAUCGAAUACUAUUGGAAAUGUUGGAAUAGAUCAUCUUCGAGAGUUAUUGAAAUUUAACCACACACUCACUGAACUAAAUAUCGGUUUUCGGCAUCGUCAUCAUCAAGGAAAUCUUGUUAACAACACAAAUACGCGAAUUGACGUCUGCUGCUUACUAGAACCAACAUUAACAAUUUUAUCUAAGCGAGCAAAAUUAAAUGGAUUUUAUGCACAAUAA